This is a messenger RNA of Racocetra persica, 1168 nucleotides long. Lineage: Eukaryota; Fungi; Glomeromycota; Glomeromycetes; Diversisporales; Gigasporaceae. The record is from the annotation of a GenBank genome assembly.
UUCUAAAGAAUUUCAUGAACUUCGCCCAUGGCUUGAACAAACACUUCGAAUAAAUUUGAAAACUGUGUGUCCGGCUCAGCCCAAUAUUAUUGAACUGGCUAGCCCUAAUGUCAAUCAUGAAUUUUAUGACGCAAUAAAACCUCAAGGAAUUAUGAUUUCAUUUGCCGAGCAAGACAGGUUGUCGCAUGGGCAUGGUAUUAGUACUGCUGAAAUUUAUAAGCUUAGACACGGGAAUUUGGCUCGAAUACCCGACGCGGUAGUUUGGCCAGAAAGCCACGAACAAGUAGAAACCAUUGUCCGAGCCGCUCUUAAAUUUAAUGUUGGUUGUAUCCCGUAUGGUGGUGGUUCAAAUGACGUUGAUGCUUUGGAGUGCCCUGAAGAAAAUGAAAAGAGAAUGAUAGUCUCUUUAGACAUGAGGCAAAUGAAUAGGAUUUUAUCAUUGAGUCGAGAAAAUAUGUAUAUUGUAGUUGAAGCCGGCGCUAUUGCCCAAGACCUCGAGAAAGAAUUGCGGAAAUGGGGUUUUACUUUAGGAUGGGACGCAGAAAUGUUAGAAUUUUGUACUGUUGGUGGUAUUGCUUCCCUACGUUCAAAUGAUAUCAAAAGAAAUAUGAACGGUGACCUUGAACAUAGCAUUAUAAAUUUCAAGAUGGUCACCCCUGCAGGCACAAUACAAAGAAGUGGUAUGCAUACAUCCCCAAUUUCUUCGGGUCCUAACUUUCAAUUACUAUUCGGUACAGAAGGUACACUGGGCGUCAUCACCGAAUUGGCACUUAAAAUUCAUUUUUUUGCUCCUCAACAUUAUUAUGUUUCUGUCUAUUUUCCAUCAUUUCAAAAUGGACUGUUAUUUCUUCGCGAGAUUGCGCAAAAGAAUAUUAUAAAGUUUAGCGGUGCACGUUUGGUGGAUGAACCUGGAUUACAGCUUGUGAAUGCAUUUAAUACUGCGACACCAACUAUCAAAUCAAUUUUCUCAGAAGUAAUCAAAAAAUAUUACCUGAAAAAAAUAAAGAAAUUGGAAGCUGGUAAAAUGUGCUUGGCCGCUAUACUUAUUGAUGGUCAUGAUAUUGUAAAAUUAAAAGGAUGUGAAAAAAAAAUCGAUGAAAUUGGAAAACAAUAUGGUGGCGUAAUUGCUGGGAGUGAUUUAGGUGAGAGGAUGUUUUUUGUAUCAAAG